AUGGCCCCCAUCCAAUCUCCCGAGUUCGACCUUGGCAAGUGCCUCAAAGGCGAGCAGCAGCUUGUAACCUGGGAUAUCGCAUAUCGCGCCCUUUGCGACCCCGAAACCGCGUCCAAAAGCGAAGCCCUACGCGCCUUCCUCACCUCCAACGAGAACAGAGAUAUCCUAAGCCAUCCAUGGAAGCCCUUCCCCGACCCAUCGUCGCAAGAGAAGAGCAAGUUCGAAACCAACACAGCGCCUAUCAAGGUUACACCUGCUCAGAGCGAACACUAUGAUGUAGCAGAAAUAAAGGAAGACAGCCUGUGGUUGUCUAAAGAGGCGCAAAUAUCAGAAUAUGCAGCGUUGCAGUUGGUUGUCCAAGAGUGGCAGGGCAGGCCGACCGCACAGCUACUGAGUGGGCUGACUGAAGAGGAGGCCCUCAGCGUACAGGAAGCCGCUGGUAUGGCGAAUUUAGGAGCCUCGACUUUCGUCCCAAACUCGUCCAUCCUGGCUUCACCGCUCGCUUCCAGGACCGCGCAUCUCGAUGCAAAGGAUCAACGCCGCCUCCAUAUCCUCGACGUCUACCAUUCGACAUGCGCUUCCAUCAUACGAAUUAGCCAGCUUCUCGUUUCAUGGGGCUGCGCAUCCAACUUGCGCAGCCAGACCAUCUACGGCAACGAUUACCUGAGCAUCGGCGCCGGUUGGAUUGAAGAGCUUGGACAGACCAUCGCAGCCGCACAAGACGGACCCACAGGUGGAAAGGCACUGGAUGAGUGCUUAAAGGCAUUCUCCAAGAGGUGCGAUUCCUUGGACGCUGGUUAUGGCUGGAACGUCGACGAUUCGAUACUGGAAGCUGCGUCGGAGAAAUGGGUUGUUGCACAAACCACAGAGAUGCUGCACAUUCUGCAUCUAGCCCUGGUGCACGCAGACUUGGUUGUCAAGGACUUCCUUCCCGCGGCUACCAUCGAGGACUGGCUCAAAGCCUUCAGUUUCCGCGGCUUCUUCCGCGAGUUCCCUGCAGUCACAGCUCGCCAGGAGCCUCUUAUUCCGGUUAUACAACUGCUGACCUCCCUCAUGUCUCUGACUAUCUUGAAGGUAGACAAGAUCAUGGACGAUCUCGAAUCCGGCGACUGCAAUACUUGGGCCUCCUCAUCGUACAUUCUCAACACCACUGUUGUAGAGAGCAUUACCACUAUUUUUGGAGAAGCCAAGUUGUUGGGUGCUAGCCCGGCUACACCCCCUACGUUCGCCUGGGCUAUCCUUACCUGGAAGCUUACAAGUCGUGCGAGCUACGAGGAACAAGAACGCGACCGUCUCAUUGAAUCGUCAAACAAUCCAGAAAAUCAAGAACCUCAAAUUUCGCCACUUGAGGAGGCUGCUUUGGUCGUUGCUAGACUUGAAACACAUGAGCUCUUCGACGGUAAGAUGCCUUAUGAGGAGCUCGCCAACAUCAGUUCAGCAGUAGGUGUGCUAGCUAUCAUCAACCAGCUAGUCGAGACUAGUCUGCCUGCAUUCGGAACCCCCAUCGAUCAAAUAUCACAGGAUAGGAUUCGUCUGCUGUUCCUCCAGCUCAUCCGCGCUGCUGUCGGCAGUGACAUUGUCGCAUAUAGUCCAGACUUGAUAGUAACGACAUACACUAUUCUGACUGGCGACAACUCUUUCCGGAAAUGGGAAAAUGGGGACAUAUCUCGCCAUGCCGAUCCGAUCGUGGCGUAUUUCUUGGAAGAUGAAUACGUCCUGCGACCACUGCUGCUCAAUGAAGCUCGCCUACGCUACCCCUACGAGAUGACACCUUUCCUGAAGUUCUGUAGCGCAUUAACCCGUGGCGACAAGACGAUGCAGAACGGCUUGCCUACAUUCAUUGAAAAGCUUGGGAACCACAACCGGCUCAUGCAACAAUUACCGGAAGGAUUCAGGGACUACGCCUUGACGCGCGAGGAGGAGAACGCCAACUGGGUCGAACUUACAGGCAACCUUCCGCUCUUCUCGUCUGGAGUAUCUUCGAGCUUCCGCGGACAACGUCGAUUGUUGACCUCCGGCACAUCGACACAGUCUGACGGGCUAUCUGGAAUACCGGCUGGCACCGAAGGAAUUAUCGUUGAUGACAAUGCGCAGCCAUACGUGGCGGUAUGGCAUCAUCAACACUCUACAUUGUCAUACCUAGUUGAACUUCUCUCAACCUACCCUGUGGGGAGCAGCAAGGUCGAGACCGCCACGCAGCAGCCCGCACCUCGCGAAAGUGUCAUCGAAAUCAUCGGGCUCUUCGCUGAUCUGAUGCAUUCUUCCUUACAUGCAUCUGAGGGCAUCUGUUCAACCGAGCUCUUGGAGGCGAUUGGUAUCGGUGCCGAAGGCAGCCAGGAUACCGUCAACCUUGUGCUCGCCAUCUUCGAAGAAGAGCUGCUGCACCUCUGUCAAGAGCCAAGCAACGAGGCGUCCUUGGAGCUAUUGGUCAACUGCACUCAUUUCUUGGAGGCUUUGAUCAUUGUUUCUCCACACAGGGUAUGGCCUUGGCUCGCUAGGAGUAGACUGCUUGAAGGCGACGGAAAUGGCAGCUUAGCGACUAUCCUCAUUGGCACUGAAAUGGUUCUUGGACGAUAUGAUUUCCUCAUAGGAUGUAUCCGACUCUACAAGGGGCUCGUCAAAGAUGCCGUCGAGCGAUCAGUAUCCCGCAAAGUCCCAACGAAAGCCCUCAGUCGCUUCAACGCUGCUGCGCCUUUAGAAAGCGGAACGUCAGAUAAGAUCAUGAGUACAAUCCUCUUCACCUUCGGUCGAACCCUUGCCAGCAUAUAUGAGAGCUCGCUGAACUGGAAGUAUUCUCACCCCAACCAUCGUCCCGAGAUCAACAUCGCUAUCUGCGAAGUUUUCACGACGAUACUACACCUUGCGUACAGCGUGGACGACGAACCGAAGCUAUCCGCUAAGCUCGCCAAAUCCAUCGCACCCAUCGCCGAGUACAUCACCCAGCUUUACCUCACGCGAUCAGGCGCAGAUCUUCCGACGAAUCCGCUGAUGACCUCUCUGAUCACUGGCGUCAGACCCAGUGACAUCACGUUGCUCACGACUUCGAGUGCGUUGUGGAUGCAGCAGACGCGGACUACUCUGGCUUUCGCUGACGUACUCGUUCGGGUUGCCGUACUAUUGAACAAACCCUGGACGCACUUGGAGCAGCAGCUUUUCAAGGCUACCCCAUUACUAGCACGGCUGUACGCAACUAGUGACAAAUGGAAGUCGCAAGUCGUACAACUGUUGGAAGCUCUUGUUCGUGGCGCUGUCCGUAUCGCCGGACAAGAAGACUCAGCAAUGGCGGACGGAGACCCAAAACAGUCUGUCCGAAAACAGAUUGAGCAGCAAGAACCUCCUUCACUACUCGGUCACCUCGGACCACGAACUGCGAAGAACUUCCUGAGUGUACUUUCGCAACUCGAUGAGCCGUUACGAAUAGUCGACAUUCAGACUAACGCCUGGAACUUGCUUUCAGCUGUAGUGACAUGCAAACAGCAGUGGUUCUCCUUGUAUCUGCUCACCGGUAGCACGCCUCGCGAGUCUAUUCGUUCCAAGAAAGAUGCUACUCACGACUCACGUAAUAAAGCGCUACUUACGCGAGCGCUCGAUGCGCUUUCCAACACGGCUCUACCAGACCAAGAUACGACUGGCCUCUCAUGGCCUCUAUACAUCGCCAUGCUUGAGUUUGUUUCGUCAGCGCAAAACAACUGGUCAUGGGCAAUGGGUGACCUACGGCAACGCAAAGACUUGAUCCAGAAGUUGCUCGCCUUCAUGAAGUGGAUGGUCAAGCAGCCCAAACAACCAAGAAUGAGCAACAACAGCGAAACACUCGAACGCUCAUUCCAAAACAGGUUUGCAUCAUUGGCCUGUGAAGUCAUCGCCAUGUAUCUCCACAGCUCGCGACAAGUGGGCGACAUCACCGUGCUCAAGGAUGUUGUACCAAGUCUAACGUACCUUGAAGACACUGCUUUGGAUCUACCAUCCUACAGUACGUCUUUGCAUGGCUAUCUCAAGCAGAACCUAGAGAAACAGUACCCUGGCGUCACUUUAGGGAACGUCAAGCGAACCACACUGUACCCGGAGACCUUUGGGCGGGCGUUCUUCUACGACAUCGACCUUGCCCAGCGGCUCUUAGGCUUCAACAGCAAGUGGGCCGGCCCUAGAGAAGGUACGGGCUUCGCAACUGAGGUUGAGAAGGCCAAUUACAACCUUGGACUGGUUGAGUCUCAAGUCCUGCUGCUUCAAGGUUGGAAGCUGCUGGCUCUGGAAUUGAGCCAAGUCGUAGCAAAGGAUGAGCGAAUAGUCAAGGUACUGGUUGGGGUCAUCCAGAAGUGCAUGGUCGCCAAUGAACAGUCGAAUCUCCCGGAAGCGUUGUUUGGCCAGCUCAUGGUUUUGCGGGCAGAUCUAGCAUUUGCACUGCUGAAGAAGCUGGUUGAGGCAAAGGUACGAACGACCGAGGCACGCCAGCUGCUCGCCCCAGUGUGGAACGCUAUCCGCACCUCCACGCCGGACUUCGAGAAUGUUUUUUCGACCGACGCUGUGCACUACUACCGGUCCUUGCUACGAAUCCUCUACCUUGCCCUUCACUUCCACCUCAUCGACGACACGGAUACAUCGAACGAAGCAACUCUCCGCUCCUCCUUCCGCGGCACAAUGCCCACAAGCCAUAACACGUACGCCGAACCCAUCUCUACCCAACUUCUCGAGAUUCUUUCCGAUACGGUUGCAAAGGGCUUCCGCAGCCUCGCUACACAGCUUCACGCUGAACCUGCAUCCGUCUCGCCAUCAGAUUUCGCCCUCCUCACUGCGCUCCUCCAGCGCAUCAUUGCGAUACCAGAGAUGUCAAAGUGGCAACAACAAGCCGCUCUCCUCUUCGCCAACAGCAACACCGUGCGCUACGCUACUAGCCUCUUCUCAUGGGCUGACCGCCUGACGAUAUCCCACAACGGCAUCGACGACCCCAUCUACGGCGAGCUCAGCGUACUAUUCCUGCUCUCCUUGUCAAGCAUUCAGGCCCUGGCGGAAACCAUGGCCGUGGAAGGUAUACUCAGCCAACUCAACACUGCAAACAUCAUGAACUACUACCGCCGCGUCAACGGCAUGGGUCCGUUCGACAACCCAGCACGCAUGUACAGUAUCUGGACAAAAGGCAUCCUGCCACUUUGCCUCAACCUCCUGCUUUCAGUCGGCCCGCCUAUCGCAGCGGAGAUCUCAUCCUUCUUGAACCAAUUCCCAGAACAGCUUGCUCGUUCGGCUCUGAGCAUAAAUUCGAACCCUUCGUCCCGUACUUCGGCUACGAAGAUUACGCUUACCGCCGCCUCGGAAGUACAUUCUUUGGCGCUCAUCUCUAGUAUCCUGGAGAAUGUCCGCAAGCAAGGUCCCAAACUGGGUAUCCAGGCCAAUGAUGUCGCACUCCUAGACUGGGAUAAGGAGAACAUCAAAGAGGACGUGGAGAGCUGGUUGGGUCGUAAGAGCGCGUUGCGUGAGCGCAUUGUAGCAGUCGAUGAGCGGGAGUUGGAGAUGCUGAGUAGCAGAAAAGGACAGGGCGAGGAUGCACUGAGUGAGCUUGAGAAGAGGGUUUUGAGUGAGUUGGAAGAUGCGGGACGAUGUCUGGGUGUGGGCAAUGGGAAUGGAAAUGGAAAUGGAAAUGGGAAGAAAUAG
This is a messenger RNA of Alternaria atra, 5643 nucleotides long. RefSeq lists its product as uncharacterized. Gene Ontology annotation, molecular function: structural constituent of nuclear pore. Gene Ontology annotation, biological process: RNA export from nucleus; protein import into nucleus. The record is from RefSeq and is a predicted model, not a curated record. The transcript is spliced from 2 exons. Bases 1 to 5643 code for a protein of 1880 amino acids. NCBI's taxonomy places the organism in Eukaryota, Fungi, Ascomycota, Dothideomycetes, Pleosporales, Pleosporaceae. Gene Ontology annotation, cellular component: nuclear pore inner ring.